AUGUUUCUUUUUUUCGUUCAAUUUUACACAUAUUUGUUUACAUUUUACGCAUAUUUUUUUGUUUCUUUCGCCAUUUUACGCAUAUACUUCCUUUCUUUUUUCUUUCGGACAUUUUACGCAAAUUUUAUCUUUUCUUCUUUCUUUUUGUUUGCAUAUUACUAUUAUUUGGUUCCGUUUUUUUUAACUUUUUUUUUAUAUUUUGUUUUUCUUUUUUUUUUAUCUAUCUUUUUUCUUUUCUUCCAUUAUACGUAUCUUCUUUUUUCUUUGGUUCCUUUUACGCAUAUUCUUACUUUCAUUUUUCGUUGUUUUUUUUUCUUCAUUCAUUCUCAUUUUGUUUAUUUUACAUAUAUUAUUUCAUUCUUUCUUUCUUUAGCCAAUUUUAGACAUAUUGUUUCCUCGUUAUUUCGUCACUUCUUUCUUUGGUUUUAUUUUAAAGAUAUUCUUUAUUUAUUUUCUUUUUGGUUACGUUUUACGCAUAUUUGGUUCCCAUAUUACACAUAUUCUUUCCUUUUUUUUAUGAUCCCAAAUUAUAAAAUAUUCUUUUCAUUUUUAAAAGGAACUUUUUUCUGUCUUCCGUUUUUCCAUUUUUUUUUCUUUCACUGCUUCAUUUUUUGCUUUUCUUUCUUUUUUAGAUUGCCCGUUUUACGCAUACUUAUUUUUUUUUUUUUCCAUUUUAUUUAUAUUUGGUUCUUUUUUGAACAAAAUCUAUUCCUUUUCUUUCUUUUUUUCUUUCUUUCUUUAUUUUCUUUGAAAAUUUCAUUCUUGGCAUAUUCUUUCUUUUUUUCUUUUUAUAAGAUUUUUUUAUUGAUUUCUUUCCUUAUUUCGUUCCUUAUUCCUUUCUUUCUCUGA
Acanthosepion pharaonis is the source of this 849-nucleotide messenger RNA. Lineage: Eukaryota; Metazoa; Mollusca; Cephalopoda; Sepiida; Sepiidae. The record is from the annotation of a GenBank genome assembly.